Messenger RNA from Funneliformis geosporum, 291 nucleotides. NCBI's taxonomy places the organism in Eukaryota, Fungi, Glomeromycota, Glomeromycetes, Glomerales, Glomeraceae. The record is from the annotation of a GenBank genome assembly.
AUGCUUAAUAAACGUGAGGAUUUAUGUCGCAAAAUCAUAACAAAAUAUCUUGGUCCACCUUCAUCAAUUCGUAAACCAGAUUUCUUAAAAACGCCAGAAUACCCAACUGGAUUAGAACUCGAUAUCCCAUACUAUGAUUAUGGCUUUGCGAUUGAAGUACAACAAACUCGGGAUCAACUUAAGGAUGAACUCUGUGAAGAAAAUUGGAUAGCAUUAAGAUAUGUUUGGUAUUAUGAAGACCCAUUCGAGAAAAUUCCAGAUAUCCUUCGAGAACUGGGUCUUAUUCCUUAA